Molecule: messenger RNA, 1796 nt
Organism: Phymastichus coffea
Lineage: Eukaryota; Metazoa; Arthropoda; Insecta; Hymenoptera; Eulophidae
Gene: Cdc37
Product: hsp90 co-chaperone Cdc37
Exons: 5
Coding region: 107-1219 (370 amino acids)
Biological process (GO): protein folding; protein stabilization
Cellular component (GO): cytoplasm
Molecular function (GO): protein-folding chaperone binding; protein kinase binding; heat shock protein binding
Source: RefSeq, a predicted model, not a curated record
CAGUGGAUAAUCGUCGAAAAACCUCUGCCGGUGUUUAUUUGGAAUAAACUACCAUAAACUUUUCAUUGGUUGAAAAGGAUUUCGUCAGUAUAUUUAUUUGAUAAAAAUGGUCGAUUACAGUAAAUGGAAAGAUAUUGAGAUUUCAGAUGAUGAAGAUGACACACAUCCCAAUAUUGACACUCCAUCCUUAUUUCGAUGGCGUCAUCAAGCUAGACUUGAAAGAAUGGAAGAGAGAGAGAAAGAGAAGCAAGAGCAUGAAAUGAAAAAGCAAGAAACUCUAAGAAAAUUAAAAGAAACUAAAGCAAAAGUUACUGAACUAGAGAGUAAAAAUAUUACUACUCCAGACUUGGACACUUUGAAAAAAGCAUUACAUGAGCUGGAAAAAGAAGAAGAAAGAAUCAAUAAUGAAGAAGAAGAUCUAAAAAAAAAAGAAAAGCUUACACCAUGGAACGUAGAUACAAUUGCCCAAGAAGGUUUCACUAAAACUGUUAUAAAUAAAAAACCACCUCGAAAAGAUGAUGACUCCUCAUUACCUGAUGAAGAAAAAGAAAGAAGAAUGAAACAGUUCGUUAAAAACAAUGAGAAAAAAUUAAAAGAAUAUGGAAUGUUAAGAAGAUACGAUGAUAGUAAACAGUUUUUACAAGCGAAUCCAAAUUUAGUUUGUGAAAAUACAGCAAAUUAUCUUGUAGUUUGGUGCAUAAACUUGGAAAUGGAAGAGAAACAUGACCUUAUGGAACACGUUGCACAUCAAUGCAUAUGCAUGCAAUAUAUUCUAGAACUUUCAAAGCAAUUAGAUGUUGAUCCAAGAGCUUGUAUUAGUUCAUUCUUUAGCCGUAUACAAAUUGCCGAAAUUGAAUACAAAAAUUCAUUUGAUGAUGAACUGAGAUUAUUUAAAGAGAGAAUUCGUAAAAGAGCAGCAGAGAAAAUUAAGGAAGCUAUGAAAGAAGUUGAAGAGGAAGAAAGAAAAGCUCGUUUAGGACCAGGAGGACUUGAUCCAGUUGAAGUUUUUGAAAGUCUUCCAGAGCCUUUACAAAAGUGUUUUGAAACACAAGAUAUUCCUCUACUCCAAGAAACAAUUGCAGCAAUGCCUGAAGAUGAAGCACGGUAUCAUAUGAAAAGAUGUGUUGAUAGUGGUCUUUGGGUACCAGAUGUUAAAUCCAAAGAAAAUGAUACAUCAGACAUAGUUGAAAAACCAUCAGAAACACCAGAUCCUGAAUAGCAUUCAUCAAGCUAAUACAAUAUUUCAAUGAUCAAUCAGCUUGUGUUUUUCAACUGCACAAAUGUUCACAAUCAAAUUUAACUACUCAUAUUAGCAAAUAUGAAGACUGAAAAAAAAACAGGUCUUGUGCAGAAAGCGUUUUGUGACUUCUUUUAUAAUAUCCAUAAAUUGUAAUUAAUGAUACUAUCCAAUUUUCAUUUUUUGCAUUUUACAGGUAUAUUUUUUAUCUUAUUACUAUUAAAAUUCUUAAACUAUAAGGCUUAAAACUGCGUUCUUAAAUUUUAACUCUUUAGUUGACUUCACAUUGUAAUAUUACAGAAAUAAGUACUUGAAAAGAAAAGGAUAUUUACAUUUGAUGCUUUAGGCAAUCAAGAAAGUUGAAAAAUCUUCAAAUACUCUUGAAGCUACCAUAAAUUGUACAUACAUAUACAAGAUAAUAUGUACCAGAUAAAGUAUGUCAAUUGUAAAUACGUUAUCAUCAUUUCUUGUAUUCUUUUAGUUCAUAUCAUAUCAGAUAUUAUAUUCUGUUGAAUCCAUCUAUUUUUCAUAGGAUCUUUCCGAAUGAAAAUAAAAACUU